This is a messenger RNA of Durusdinium trenchii, 8592 nucleotides long. Lineage: Eukaryota; Dinophyceae; Suessiales; Symbiodiniaceae. The record is from the annotation of a GenBank genome assembly.
AUGCUGUAUGGUUUGCCAGCUUCUUCCAUCAUUUGGAGCCUCCACUUGGUGCACUUGGUGCAGUUCACACUAGCGGUGCGUCCGGAGAUUUGGGCAGACUUGACCGACGAGGAGCUCCGGCCACCUGCGCCCAAGAACCUGGGCCGAUUGUUGAAAAGGAAAGCAGCGGCUGUCCGCUGUGUUGAGGACCCGGAGCUCUUCCAGGCUGUGCAGGACUUCUUGCAGCUGAAAGGGGGCUCGGAUGUGCCCUUAUGUUCCUUACCGGGCAUCGUGUGCCAGAAGUGCGGUGUGGUGAAGAUCGGCAGGAGUGGAGCCAGUGCGGAGUCUAUCCAGGGAGACCUGUCUUUCUUGAGGCGCUUCCCCGAGCUGCGCGAGGUGGACCUCAGUUGGACCCGCGUGACGGGCGACCUGAGCUCCCUGAGGAACUUGUCCAAGCUUGAGAAGGUGGACUUGCGACAGACGCAGGUCUCUGGAAAGCUGGCCUCUCUAGAGUACCUGACCAAGCUCAAGGAACUCUACCUGGACCAUCCGGAGGUCUCUGGCGAUCUGAAGUCCUUAGAAUCUGCCAGACUUGAGUGGUUAGAUCUGGAUCGCACCAAGGUCUCUGGAGAGCUCACAUCCCUCAAGAAGAUGACGGGCCUGAAGAGGCUCUAUCUCAGAAGCACGCAAAUCUCUGGAAAUCUGAGUGCCCUUGAGACGAUGAGAGAUUUGGAAAGACUCUACCUCAGUUGGACGAAGGUCUCUGGCAGCUUGGCGCCGCUGUCCAGAAUCACUGGCCUCGAAACCCUCUUCCUUAGGGACACUGAGGUCUCUGGCACCUUAGCAGCCCUCGAGGACCUCACGAGCCUGGUCAAGUUAGAUCUGGGUGGCACCCAGAUCUCUGGAACUCUGACUUCACUGGAGCAGAUGAUGAACUUGACCACGUUAUCUCUGGGAGAAACGCAGGUCCUUGGCACACUGAGCGCUCUACGGAGGAUGUCCGGCAUGGGGACCUUGAACCUCACGAAGACCAACAUCUCCGGAUAUAUCCAUGAACUCCAUAUGAUGAAGGGACUUGAACGACUUCUUCUCUCCAAGACCUGGAUCCUUGGCACCUUGGGAUCUCUCUCUUCGAUCGAUCUGCCGGCUUUGAGGACCAUAGACCUCUCCAGCACUCUGAUCUCCGGUUGGUUUCUUCAGAAAGGGGGGCGCAGGUAUAUGAACCUUCGAGAGGCAAAUCUGGCAGACAGUCUGGCAGGGCCUCUUCCAGAUCUUCCCCAGACUGUAGCCCUGUCACGUGCUGAGAUGCUUCCUGCUUUGCAGUUUCUCAAUGUCAGCGGCUGCCCCUUGAAUGGCACCGUGGAGCAGUUGCUGCUGCCUCUCGCAGCCAAUCCCAUCACGCGGAUCGCUGCGGCGCGGUGCGGUUUGCGGGGCCCAGUGCCGAACCUUAGGGCUUUGCCAUUGGUUCAGGUGGAUCAUCAGUGGCACUCCAUGUGGCGUAGUGUCUUGUCGGGCUCCCUUCAACUGCUGGACAUUUCGGGGAACGGCCUAUCAGAGAUGGACACCCUUCCUGCAGCCUUACGGGUGGAUGUUGGGGACAACUCACAGGUCAUGACGGUCAGCAAAGCUGCCUUGGUGGAGGCGUUGGAACACAGCAUCGAGGUGGGUCUGGCCAAUACCCAGCUUGCGAACAGAGCGGAGGUGCGCGAGUUGCUGGGCAAUGGUUUGGAGUUGCAAAAGACGUGGAGGCUGAAGACAGGACCCUUCGGCUGCAGAGAUUUGACCGAAUCCAGGUUGAAAGUGACGCCGGAGCUUUUUCUACCAGAUGACAUGUGCGGCUGCAGCCCUGGAUUUUCGGGGACGGCCACCAACUGCUCGCCUUGCCUCCAAGACACCUUCAAUGAUGAGUGGAAUCAAAGUAUUUGCGAAAGAUGCCCUUCACGCAGCCAUUCUCGCAAAGCUUCCAAAUCCUUUGAAGCCUGCGAAUGUGAUUUUGGCUUCAUCCAGAAUGAAGCUGGCAAUCUCAGCUGCCAAUGCCCUGCGAGCAAGGCGCUACGUGAGGACAAUUGCAUUCCCUGCGAUCAACUUCACUUGAACUGCUCCUCUCCUGGCAGCAUCGCAGCCACUGCGCCCGUGAAGGUGGGCCAUGCUCGACUCCACGACAGGGCAGAGGUGGCAUUUAGGUGCCUUGAGGAUACACUGGCCCCCCUUUGCACGGACUGCGCAGCUAGCUACCACGAAAGGAACCAGAAGUGUUUGCCAUGCCGCGACAUGCUGAGCAUGCGGACCAUCCUCACUCUCUUGGGGUGCACGAUGGUGCUCACACUUGCGGUGGUGGCCCUGGCAUACACCUUCAGGAAAGGCUUGGCUCUAAGCCUUCGCUCCAAAUGUGCCUUGCAGUUGCUGCAGUCACAACUGGCUGCCCUGUUGCAGCUGGUGCAGCUUUGGGCAGUGCUGGCGCGCUUGGCGCAGCCAGAGAGGGAGCUGGUGGACCUUAACGUCACUAGCCCUUCUGAGCAGCCAGAGGGCAAUUUGGUCUUCUGGAUGGAAGCGUUUCAGCUCACGGGGCAUGAGAUCCAAAGCUUUUUGGCGCUCCAGUGUCGCGUGGCCGACGCGGUUCAGGUGCGCUACGUCUUCGCGCUGGGGACUCCGAUGGCACCUUUGGCUUUGCUGGGGAGCUGUUUGCUCUUGGAGUUCUGUGCACGGGGCAUGGGAAUCAGCGUGGCGCUCAAGGUGCUCACGCUGCUCUUCAUCGGCGGGGCCUCGGGUGCUGCGCAGCUCCUGGGCUGUCAGCACGUGGACGGCACAGGAAAGGUGAGUUUGGGUGAUUCCGCUUUUCGCCCUCUCUUCCCGCAGCUCUUGUGCACGGAGUCCGCCCCCUGGGUCGAUGGAGUGGGUUGGCUGGGCAUUUUUUGCUAUGGCCUCGUGAUCCCAUGCUUCUUGGGUCUUCUCUUCCUGAAGCAAAACAUCCUCAUGCGCCCCGCGAAGACCUUCCUGGCGCAGCGAGACGAAGAAGAGGGCGGUUCAGUGACUCUGAGGCUUCAAAGCAUGACGUGCCGGCAGAGUAUCGAGGAGACCUUGUGCCCCAAACGCCUGGUGGCGGCGGCCGCAGCCCACGUGGCAGUUCGUGUGAAGGGAUGCGGUGCCACCGUGAAGCUGCAGAAGGGUGCAGCGAUCGUGACUCCCUUCCACGACGGCAGCACCGAUUCGAGCUUUUCCGUGGAGCGUCUGGUCAUGGAUGCCAAUCUGGAAGAAGCAGAGCUGCUUCAGUACCAAGAGAUGGUCCAAAUGUUGACGGAGCGAAGUAUCCUGGAAGAGAUCCAGCAAGAUAGAGUGAUGAUGGGCGCCAAGCAUCUGCUCUGCAAGUACGCCAGCUGUCAAAAGGUUUGGAUGGAAGUGACCUCCAAAGUGGCCUCCACCGCCCUGAUCUCCGUGGUGACUGCGGAGGACGGCCUGUGGCUCUCGCUGGGCAUCACCGUGGGCAUGGCCUUGGUCAUCAGUCUCGCGUCUCCAUUUGAGAAGCCACAGGUGAAUGUCUUCCACACCUGCUGCUUCGCAUGCUUGGCCAUGGCAGCUUUUGGCUUUCGCUUUUGCUGGUGGCUUUCGCGCUUUGCUUUGGCUUUGCCUGUGCUACUGCUCAUGGCGCAGCUCGUGCGACCUGACUCGCCCCAAGCAAUGGCAGUGAGACUGCAGAAGGAGUUGGAGGAGAAGAUCGAGUUCAUGCAGCAGGGAGGCUCCUUCGAAGUUUCGACCACACCGCAGUUCCGCUACCGCUGGACGGACAACUUCCUCCACAGCGCCCUGGUGGACGCCAAAGUGGGUACCAAUGUCUUCAGCAUUGGCGGCCACGAACUGCAGGUGGAGUUGCCUGCCGAGAACGGGGGGAUCCGAGCGCUCUUCUGGUCGGAUCCAUGCUUCUCUUCCAAGUGGAUCACUUGUGCCUAUGCCGAGAAGUUCCAGACCUUUCCGCGCUCUGUGGCCAUGCUGAACAACAUCUUUGCCGAUCCCACCAUGGAUAUGUUCUCCAUCCUGGGCGACAACUUCUACGACCAGACAGGGGAAUUGGCCAAGACACUUUUCAACCAGCUCUCCCUUGAUGUGAAGCGCCGCUUCUUGCUGGUAGUGAACGGCAACCACGACAAUUGGGUGUGCGGCGGCCCCAACUGCGGCGGCUCCGAGGACAACUUCGGCAUCGGGCAAAUGCAGUACUACACGGCCGACCCUGUGGCCUCGCGGCUGGUGAGCGACAACGCCUUGGUCUCGGGGGAGUUCAUGGACUUCUCGGUGGACCCGGACGCCAGGAAGGCAUGGAAGAGCUUCCAGAAUGUGGGCACCAACUUCCUGGUGUACCACAAGCUCGGCAACGUCGGAUUCCUCGGCUUCACAGGGGCUGCCACCUUUCAGGAGAUGAAACCCUACUUUGCAGAGGCGUGCGACUACUUCAUGCAGACGAAGCCGGCAGUGGUGUUCUUGUUGGGCCACUGGAACACCGAUGGAAUGGGCUGCACCGGAGGCAUGUCCGUGCCGGACGUGCGGAAGGAGCUGUUGGGCCUCUCACAGUGCAGUGCAUUGGGGAAUCGCUUGAAGUACAUGGAUGGCCACGAGCAUUGCAAUUACGUGCAAGCGAACACCACCGAACCGGUGGGCUUCAUGAUCGGCGCGCACGGCAUGGAUGAUGGCGAAUGGCCGGCACGGCUACUUGCAAUGUCAUGGGUUGAUCUCAAUCUCGAUCAUCCAGAUGGUGUACGUGAACUUCUCCAGCGACUUGCCGCUUCGCCCUUGGUGCGGCAGAGCCUGCCAAAUGCGGCAGCCAUUUGCCAGCAAUACUUUCAGUUCCAUCGGAAGCCCUCAGAAUCCAUCCAGCCAUUCCUUGUGCGAGAAGCUUUGGGCUACACUGAAUUCGUGGAGGCCUUAGUCCGCCUCUAUGAGGACAAACAUGGUGUCCGUCAGGAAGACAAGGACUAUGGUCUGCCCAAGGCCGAUGAGUUGGAAGAGUGGAAUGAAUGGGAAGAAGGAAAUACCGAUUCUCCUCAUAGUUCUCGACGCCGUUCUGUUCGAGCUGCACAUGCUUCAGAAUAUGGCGACGCUCCCUGGCCUGAUGAAGAAGACCCCUUGCAGCCAGAAAGCGGCUCACCUUGGCAUGCUUCCACUGUGCCCUCACGUCAGUCCGUUGGCGUUCAACCGAGCACCAGUGGACCUCCGGAAUUAUCCUGGACCGACAGUUUUGUCCUGGGCGUUCUUCGUGGGUUCCGACUGCUGCAAUCCUCAGGCCUGACGCCGGAGGAUAAGCGAGAUAUCAUCAGCACCACUCGUGGCAGUCUUGAGUUCGAUGUGGUGGCAAGAGCUCUCCAGACUCUAUGGGAUGAACAAUUCCUGGGCCGGCAGAAUAACACCUACCAGAACCACAUGCUUGAGGAGCACGACGCUGUUGUGGCUGAGAAUGGUGACUGGUCCUGGGCACUACAUGGUGACUCAUGGGAGUCUGGUGGCUGGGAGGAUUGGUCUGAUCCUCAUUCGCAGUACUAUGCUGCGGAUUGGACUGACUAUGAUUGGGAGGACGCUCAUGUACAAGAAGCUCAUGAAGCCUCUGCUGAGGACACUGAGGCCUUGAAGGAGGCUCAACAGGCUGAAAAGGUUGCUGAAUCCUUGGCUGCAGAAGCUCAGAGAACUUGGAGCGAGGCCCAGAGGGCCACAGCUGCCUUGCGUCGAGAUCGAGGGUUUGGACAUGUUGUUGGUGCCUCUGGUAAAGGUGGAAAAGGACCCUGUUUCAUUUGUGGUGGACCUCACUACUCCAAGGUAUGCCCCGACAGACGCCAUCCUUCCUACUCUAAGGGCUAUAAGGGGAAGAAUAGCUUCUACCAGUAUGACUACAACCCUGAAGAGCUCUAUUUUGUUGGGAAGGGUAAGGGCAAACAGAAGGGAAAGCACUCCACUUUCUUCGCCUCCAAGGGGAAGAAGGGAAAGGGGAAGUCAUCUUCCUCGAUGAUGACGCGGCCGCCUGUCAAUGCCUAUGCGGCCGAUGAAGUUUUCAUGGGUGCCCUAGAGAUCGCUGAGGCUCACCGGGCGGAAACCGCCACGCCCCUAGAGGCCAUGGGAGCCCACCAAGGUUUGCUUGAUUGCGGUGCGACAGCUUCGGCUGGCCCCCAAGUUGCUGUCGAGAGCCUCAUGAAGGGCACUCCCUCCGAUCUCGUGGUGGCGGCCAUCAAGGCAUCGACACCCAAGAAGAAGGAGACAGCUCCCCUCGACCACGACCGCUCCUUCAAGAUGGACACAAGGGAUCCACGUGCCAGCAGCACUCAGUGGCCGUGCUUUGCCAAACAUGUUCCGGCCACCAUGAAGUACAAUCCUCACGGAGCAUGGAUCAACUGCGCAGUCUGCCAUGUCCGCCUGGAGUACAUCCCUCGGGUGGGCUCUCCGGGACAACACACCAAGCUCGACAAUCCGGCCAUGGUCAAGCGCAUGCUCAAGGAGCUCUACGACCUGAUGGACGGAGAAUCACCGACAGAGGACAUCUGUCGUGCAAUGCAAGUCAAGAUCGAUGCGGAGGAGGCCUUGCUCAAGCUGGUGGCCGAUGCCAAGAAGUCACCACCAAAGACACCUCCGUCGAAGGGCUACAAGACACCAGUGCAGGACCUGACCCUCUCCAUGAGUCAGCGACCAAGCUCCCCGGCUCCCUCCUGGAACAUGGUUCAUCCGGUGACGGGCGCUCAGUCACCGAGUUCCGAGGAUUCGGGACCUCUCACCGGAGCCGACAUGGAGAAGCUGCUGACCGAGGAAGAGAAGAUUCGUCUUGCCGCCCUUCUACGAGAUCGAAAGGGUUGGAGUGAAGCACCUAUGAUCGACCUUGAGCACUACUUCCAUGAGAAUGAUCUCUUCUGGCAAGGUUGCCGUGUAGACGGGUGUGUCUAUGGCAUGCGCAACCUGAAGGACACCGACUUCAUUAAGAAGAGUUGGAAGAUCAUGACCACCGAUGAGCACUUCUGGAAGAUCUAUCGGGCAAAGACUUGUGGUGGUGGUCACAGUCACAGUUGGAUCCAAGGAGCAGAGACUGCCCGAUCUGCCUAUUAUCCUUGGAAGCUAUGUCAAGCUAUUGCCCGCACUUGGCGUCAGCAAUUCCUCUCCGACAAGAAUGUCAACUACCUCUUCCGAAACUAUGACAAGCCUACAACGGUGCAGGACCUUUUGGCUGCUGAAGAAGAGACUGAGCGCUUCACCUAUGAGAUCACCACCGACGAGGACCCUUCUCAGUGGAAGUCUCUCGCAGACAUCCUGCCAAAGCGAGAGUAUGUGGACAUUGUGGAUGAAGUCCCCAAUGAAGAAGACCGAGAACUACCAGAUCUUCCCGACGAGCCCGACAACACCACCUAUGUGCCUAUCCGAAGGGCCAAGCAUAAGCAGACCUUUGGUCCUGAUGAGUAUGUCAAGGUGCAUCGCUCUUCGCCCCUUGGCUUGGAUUCCUCCUCCUCUGCGAAUCCAAAGGUGAAGCAUUGGAUUCCUCCGCCACCGGCACCUGACCUUGAGUAUACUCCAUCUGUUGCUCCCGAACCAGGUGAACAUGAAGAUGAUCUACCAGAAGCUGAAGCUGGUGCUGACACCACUGAGGUCAGCGUGAGAGAGAAGCGUGAAGUCAAUGACUAUGACCGGGAAGUUGAACGACCUCCCAAGAAAUCCAAAGAUGAAGAGUCUCACAAGAAAGCUCGCUCCAGCUAUGACUUGGGCUGGAUAGAUCUUUUGCGGGCCGAUGUUGACAAUGAGCCCAAAGAUGCUGAGCAUUGGAGUGACCUGACCUUCACCACAAUGGCCGACCAGUCGCACAACAACAGACCAGGUGGAAACUCCACCGGAGGUAUGAUCAGCCUGAUCUCAGGACCCUCCUGUCGCUCUGGCCAUGUCACUGAGUUCAUGUUGGUGAACUGGCGCUGCUGGAAACUCAAGCGCAAGGCGAUUGCGUCAAACGACGCAGAAAUACAGGCAGUGCUAGAAUCCGAAGACUCCAACUUUCGGAUGAGGCUCCUAUGGACAGAGAUCCACGGAGCAGGCCACCAAAGGCCAAAAGAGCGCCACGACUUGGUGGAGGAGACGGAGAAGCAGGCCCGUCUUGUGAAAGGCAUCCUCUGCACCGACAGCCGUGGAGGCUACGACGCUGUGGAGAUGAACGAAUCUCCACUCCUUGGAUUAUCCAAUAUGAGGGCAGCGCUUCAGGCCUUUCAGUUGCGUGAUAAUCUGAGGAGAGUUGGGGCUGAACUUCGUUGGCUAGCUUCCGAUUUCGACCUGGCCGACAGCCUCACAAAGCGCAAGGCUUCCUGUCGAGAAGGAUUGGUCAAAUUCCUUCAGACCAACCGCUGGAGCAUCGCCUUCGAUCCACAGUUCGUUGCAGCCAAAAGAAACAAAAAGACAGGCCACACCGCCGUCUCCAAGGUGGACAAAGCCAUGGCAUGGAAUGAGGGUCAUCAUUUUGAGCCCUUUGACCUUUUUUGUAGUGACUCCUCCGAGCUGCACUAUCUUCACACCUUCGCAGCUGAUUUUCUCUUUUGGGGUGGUGCAACAAACCCACCUUCAGCUGCUCAGGCAUGUAUGGAUGCCGCUGUGUCUUGGCUUGGAGGGGCCCCUUGA